AAUACUACGACGCAGUAGUGUGAGCGGCCAACAAAACGCAAUCAUCUUUUCUAAUACAACUGUACGAUUACACUAUUAUUCAAUAAACGCGCAUUUGUCGCAAAUCCGAAAACCGUACGUUUUCACUUGACAAUAUUCAAAACGUAAACCUACACGCACUGACCGUAUUUUUCGAAAUGAGUUCUCCGUUACGGUGUAAGUAUUCCAUAAUCCAUAUUCAUAUAACGGUGCAUACUAUUUACUAAUAUCAUAAAGCACGUAGGUACAUUAUUAUAUGAGGAUGUUUAAGGGAUUGUAUGAGAUUAUUCCCCCAGAUAAAUGAGUUGGAAAUACAACGAUAAUUUAAUUUUUAAGUCGACAACUUUAAUAAAUUCUUUUUUUUUUUUUUUUUGAUAUUGUAUUAGGUAGAUAUAUGAUUAUAAUUAAAUUAAUAUCAUCAAAUAUAUUAUUUACUAUCGUUUAUCAAAAGGCAAAAUAAUAAUGGAAAACAUUUUUGGAAGUCGGCCAAUUCGGUAAUUGGAAUUGGAAAAUUUUUAAUCACAUCCAUUCGUAAACUUUUACUAGCGUCAGCUCUGGUUAAUAUAGGUAAAUGUAUACUGUUUACCCAUUGUAUUACAAUUAACAAUAGUUAUUGCGCAUCCACGCAUAUGUUGUAUACAUUCAGUUAUUCUUGUUGCAUUUAAAGGGCCGUGUCGCAAUUGAAUUUGCCAUCUUUUUUACAAACGGGAAAUAUGCUUAAAAUAUCUAAAAAAAAAACUGCUUUUAAACCGAUUUCAGAAAUAAAAUAUAGCUACUUAUUAUAUAGGCAUAUAGGUAAUAAACGUAUGGACAAUAACAUUUUAAAGAUAACACCUCAUCAGCGUUUUUUGAAAUAUUAAUUAGAUAUUUAAAAAAGUAUAAUUAUUAAAAAAAAAAAUUGUAUUUUUUACCUUCAAUAAUGAUUUGGAUAUUUAUUGAAUUGUAAAAUUCGAAUGUUAAAAUGUUAUCAUCUACACGUUUUUUUUUAUAUAACGGUUUAUCAUUAAAACUAUCAUUGCUACUCUUAUUUAAAUAUGUUACCAUUUUUUCAUUGCUGUAAUUACUAUUUUACUAUUGGUUUAUUCCCGUUAAGCAUAUACAAAUAUGAGUAGAACAUGAUUGCGCGUGUAUUUUGAUAGAUUAAAUAAUAAAAAAAUACUAAAAAAAAACCAACACGAUUCCGUACGAUUUCGAGUGUAACAUUAUCAAAUAUAUAUACUAUAUACUUGUACUCAAUAAUUAUCCAAUAAUUUUAUCUGAAAUGUAGAAUAUUAUUAUUAAAAAUAUAAUUAAUAAAUAAAUCAAAUCAUAAUUAAAAAAUGUACUAUUUUAAAAUACUUAAAUUUUAAUUUCUGAACAUCUAUAACCUUAUACUUUCAAAACAUAUAUCAAUACGUUUGUAUGGAUUUUAUACUCAUCAUAAACCUUUAUAAAACAUUGAAGUCGAAUAAAAUACUAUUUCGCAUUUUUUUGUACUCUGUUGUUUAUUAAUUCUAUAACCGAUCUUGUUUAUUAAAAUUUAAAAACCAUAACUAUAUUCCUUUUUCAGAUUUUAUAGGUAUUAAAUAUUCACACGUGUGACGAUAAACGACGAACUGAAGGGCAGAAAAUAUCAAUAUAUUUAAAAUAACAAAAUUUCCAACAUAUUGAAAUGUAUUUCAUGUUGCGUUUAUAUCGUUAACAAUAAACGUUUAUGAAAAAAUGAAAAGUAUUUAUGUAUUUUUUCUAGUUCAUUCGUUUGGUAUAUACCGGAAUGAAAAUCGAUAACAACGUUUAAAAUUUCGUACGCAAUCGUGUAACCAAAAACAAGUGAUGUCGUACGCAAUCGUGUGAUUUAAAAAGGUAUCACCGAUAAUGAAUGUACACAAUCGUGUUUUACCUACAAAUGUACAAAUGAUAAAAAUACAAUUUAAGAAGAUAUCGCUUUUAAAGGGCUUUUCGUUUGUUUUACAUCAUCGCAUUUUAGUUACAUUAUACGUUUAUAAAACAGAGGUGGCGAAUGCAACUAUAAUAGCUUCCUAAUGUAUUAACUAAUCGGUUUUUACUUUUUAAGUAGGUAUUUUUUAUUAUUGGUUUUUGAAUAAUGACUUACAGUUACCAUAUCAAAUAGAUUGUACAUUAAAAUACAUGGCUCUGAUUAAUGAUUACAAUGUUAUGGGAAAAAAUUUACUAACAAAUUUAACUAGUGGUUCUCAGACGAUAAUUAUUAUUAGGUAUAAAUAAAUUUGACCAAGAAAAAAGAACGAAUUCCAUUUUGGCGGAAAUAAAUUGUAUGAGAAAACGAUGCAUAGCCUAUAAUAGAACAUUUUUCGUUUUUCGUCAGUUUAAGAUUGUCGACCAUUGUAUGAUAUAAUUUUACCCGUCACGUUUCGACUGCCAAAAAUAAAUUACAGUUUCAUAAGAUACUAUCGGGCAUGCCAAUUUCAAACGAUAUUAUUAUAUUGUCAAUGACGGAGAAAUAUAUAGGGGGAUUCUCAUCCCCCUAUCUCUUUAGCGUUUUAAAUUGUGUUUGCAAUGUUUGGAUUCUAUUUACAAUUUUUCUAAUUCUGCAGUUUCCUGUUUUAUAUUCUAGCUUGUCAACUGUUUAACGACUCUAGCUAACGAUAAAUUUAUCUGGAAUGACCAUGUGUGUGUUAAAAUUAAAAUUAUCAUACAACUAUAGAAGAAACAUUUGGUUUGAUAACGCAUGGCAGUGACUCAAGGUCUAGAAGGAAUAAUAAAUCAAAUUUGGUAUUUUAAUUGACUGUUCGUUUUUAUAUCCAUAUGGGAGAUCAUGGUUAAACUGCUCAAUGCCCAUAUCUUCAAAAGUUGAAUUAUUUCAAUGCGUUUUAUAAAUAUAAUCAAAUAUUUAAUUUCACUUGUCCACUGGUUAACACUAAAAGAUUGAAGUUUUUGUGUGAAUCCCCAUUUAAUAUACACAAAUGAUAUUGUGCCGUUUUGAUUUUAUAGGUCGUUUUAUAUUUUGAGUCUAGCAAGGAAUAUAUUAGUUUAAUUGUAUGAGUGUGUGUGUGUGUGUGUGUUUAUUUCUAUAAACAACUUCUCUACCUUAAACUAUAAUAUCUGUUAUAUAAUAAAACGUUGUUUAUUUGGUAAAUUUAGGACGUCAUUUUUAUUUUCUUAGUAAUUUCUUAAAUAUUGGGGAAACCGGGAAAACUUACACAAUACCGGAUUCUGUUAAUUUUGAUUUAGUCCAAGUUUGUUUAUAAUCCAUUUAAAAAUAGAUUUAAAGAUUAUUACCAAGUACCUUGUAGGAAUACUUAUAUUAGUCCUUCUAGAAAUUUUAAAUUGUUAAGCUAUUUAUAGUAACUUGAAAUCUUCAAGUUUUUAGUUUUUGUAUGAAUAAAAUUGUUUUACCAAGAGAAAAAGUUCGACAAUUUGACCCAAGUUUAUUAUAAAUUUAUAAUUUGUAUUUUAUAAUAUUAAAAAAAUAAUAAUUAUAGUACCUAGUUUUUUUUUUUUUAUACGACCGUUUAAAGUUCAAACUUUUAUUAAAAUCAUCGUAAUAAUUUCUGCAAUAUAUUUUCAAAUAUUUCACUCAGGAUCAUUUCUUAGUAGAUAGCAGUGAUUUAUCGUUUCGUUCCGAUAUAAAUUGAACAACUCUAAACUCUAAGUAUUUUAUCUGCCUAACUUACCACUUAUAAUCAGUGUUUAAGCCAGGCCUUUUUUUUGGAGGGAAGGCAGGCAUUACUAAAAAUAUAGUAAUGACCUUUUUUUGUUUAUCUACUCUUUUACUGAUACCACACUAAUUUAUUUAAUUAAUUAUUAAUUUACUCACAUUUAACAGGAGGAAAAUAAAAUUCUAAUGGGAGCUAUCGCUCCCCAGAUAUAUACCUGAAUUCAACACUUCUUAUAACGAUGCCACGUCUGUCAGCAAUAUCAACUUUUUUUUUUUUUACAGACGCCCUAAUUGCCGGCGACGUGUUGGAAACGACCGUUGGCGUGACCGGUCUAACGAUAGCGGCGGUCGUGACUGGUUGGGGCGUUAUACCCUCGGCGGCAGUCACUUCGGCUGUCAUCGGCGUCUACAAAACGGUCAAGUUAUUGAUGCGGAUACAGAGGAGAUUGCGAUGAUACCCGAUGGGUUAGCGGACAACCGAAAAACAAAAAAAAAGAAUUUUACGUGUUUGUAUAUUGUAUAUAUGAGUACAUUAUAAUUUAUAAAUGUUACAUCCUUUGCAACUAAAUAAUUAUUUUAACAUAAACAUACAGGGUGUCUUACAGUGUUAUCCUUAUGCUAAUAAUUCUGUCAAUAUUCAUUUAUUUUUAUAAUCGAAAUUUAUGUGAGGUUAGGUUAAGACACAUAUAUAGAGAAAAAUUGUAUUUUCGUUUUCAUCUCUUCAUUAUUGAAAAUAAUAUAACUUUAUUUUAUUGCUUAUCAAAAUUUUAAAAUAGUAAUUUUGUAAAAGAUAUUCAUUUCAUAAUUUUAAUGUAACAUACAUUCAUAUCCAAUUAAUAGUUUCUAGUCAAUAGGCAUUAUAAUUUCUAAAUUGGUGUGAAAUUAAUUAAUUUUAAAUAGAAUAACACAUUAUGCGAUAAGAAAUCAUAAACGGAUGAAAGUGCAUUGUAACUUAUAUAUUCUAUUGAAUAUUAAUUAUUUUAUUUAUAUUAAAGCCACUAAUAUCAAACUAUAAAUCGGAUAUGAAUGUAAAUACAUUCAAAUUUUUAGAAUACUAUUUUGAAAAUUUUAAAAAACACAAAAACAAAAAGUUAUUUUUUUCAGUAAUUAGAGAUUAAAAAUAAUUGUUUUCUAUAUACCUAUGUAUCUCCCUCACACAAAAUCCGAUUGAAAAAAAAAAAUGUAAAAUACAAUGAUUAUUGACACAGUUAUUAGCAUAAGAAUAACAUUAUAAGACACUCUGUAAAUUUAGAUGUAAUUUAAAACCUUAAAACUAAAGAAAAAAUUCGACUGUUGUACAAUAAACUAAAGAGAUAUGUUAUAUUAUUUUGUAUGUAUCUACAUACUGUAUUAAUCCUAUUAAUAUAAUAAUAAAUGAGAAAGUUUAUACUUUUAGGCGUUUUAUUUGAAUUCAAUAAUGGUUGAAUCGUUUCAAAAAUGUAAAUAGAUUUUGAUAUGUACAAUCGUACACUAGAUUUCUUUUGUUCAUUUUACUUCUGCUUCGCAGGAAUCAUUCGCUACAGGGGAUUAUAUUUUUAAUGUUAUAGUUUCAAAAAUAAAUAUGCUUUCCACAGAAUCCAUGACAAAAUAUUGUGGAAAUAAUGUCGCGUUCAAAAGUCAAGGUUAAAUAUCGUGAACACACAAAUUUUACCACAUAAAAAUUAGUGAAAAUCCAACACUAAAAGUUUUCAAUUUUUCGUUUAUCUAUUUGGUUUUAUUUAUAUUCAGUUCUUUAUUAUUAAAAAAAAAAUAUUUUCGUUUUGAGAAAGUUGAGAAAGUAAUGGACAAUAAAACCCCAGAAACGUCCUGCUCACAAAAUAUGCUUUUUACGCCUUAGUAUUUUUUAAAAAUGCUAUUAAAAUCAAAAAAUACAAAAUAAAAUUUGUUAUUCUUAUUAAUUGAAAAAUUCAUAAAACGAAUGUGUAAAAAAUACGCAUUGCACAGCAAGCUUUGGAAAAAAAUACAAAGUGCUUUGAAAUCUCAGUUUUAGUUAUGAGUUUGUUUUUCGAGUAUUUUACCAAAUUUGUAUUUGUCCAAAGCCGCAAACGAUAAUAAUAGCAAAGAGCAAAAUUUUUUUAUUAAUUUCCUCUUAUUUAAGAUGGUCUCCAGACUUUUCCCAGUUAGUAUACUUACGAUCAGUAUGGCUGAUCUUAUUAAAUAAAAUAUAACAUAAUUUAUUUCCUACACAUUGCGUAAAGUUAACGGUAUCGAAACUUACCGAGUAUGCGCCCCACAAUAGAGUGUAUAUUUUUAUAAAGUGUUUCGUUUUAAAACUAUGUAAUUAUAUAUGAUAUAUAUUUCUAGACCAUUUCUAAAUUGUUAAAUAUGUUAAAAUAUAAUAUCAUAUAUGACUAUUAGUUAUCCGUGUGAAAUUAAUAACGAAAUAGUUUAAUAAAAAAAAUUAUAUUUAUUAAAUAUGUUUUUGUUAAUAAAUUAAAACCAAACCACGGAAAAAGUAAACAAUUAAUUAUCGUUAGGUUAGAUUUUUUAGGCCAUUUUUUGAAAUUUGUAUUAAUAUUCGAGAUAAUGAGGAAACCUGGUUUUUUAGGUUAAAAAUGAUUUAUAGAUUUAAAAUAAGGUUGUAAUUGGCAACCGUUUUUAUUUAAUUUUCGGUUUUUAUUAAGCUUGUAUUAUUUUAAAUCUUUAAAUAAUCAAUGUUGUCAUAGAAACGCACGUUGAAAUCAUUUCACCUUAAUAAACAUAAUAUAUGUACGUAUUGUUGACAAAGCGACAUUAUCAACUGAAUCGCGCUCAGAACCGUUUUUUCGUUAACAAUGGUUUAUCAUUGCUUACAGAUAUACAUUGAAUUUCUGUCUGUAUCCUACCUUCUCAACGUCCU
Messenger RNA from Cinara cedri, 6473 nucleotides. NCBI's taxonomy places the organism in Eukaryota, Metazoa, Arthropoda, Insecta, Hemiptera, Aphididae. The record is from the annotation of a GenBank genome assembly.